AUGUUUGUGCCCAUCUUCCUCCAUGACCAAGGCUUACCAGCCUUUCGCAAUUCACAGGGCAAAGUCGCCGAACUGCGACAAGAGUUGCAGGGUGUUGGAGGGAAGAAGGACAAGGGCCACCUCGGGAAGAAGAUUGCCCUCAAGAAGAUUGUCGCAAACAUGACCAUGAGCAACAACGACAUGAUCGCCCUCUUUCCCGACGUAAUCCAAGUCAUGGGCCUCGCCAGUCUGGAAAUCAAGAAGAUGUGCUUCCUAUACCUCGUUCACUACGCCAGGAUAAAGCCCGAAGACAUGGAAGAUACGAAUCCACUAGUACGAGCCCUCGCUUUGCGAACAAUGUCAUAUAUCCAUGUUCGUGAAUUCGUCGAAGCCGCCGUUACCCCUACGAAGCACCUCUUGCGAGACGCAGAUCCAUACGUGCGCAAAACUGCCUGUUUCUGUGUCGCAAAACUCUACGAUCAUGACAAGACUCUGGUCGAGAACUCGGAUCUGAUCACUGGACUGAACAACAUGCUGAGAGAUGAGAACCCCACUGUUGUCUCAAGCGCUUUGGCUUCCUUGACCGAUAUCUGGGAGAGGAGCGAGUCCAUCAAGCUUACGAUCGACUAUAACAGUGCUUCUAAGAUCGCUUCAAUCCUGGCAGAAACCUCUGAGUGGAACCAAACAUAUAUUCUCGAAGCUCUCAUGAAUUUCGUUCCUCAGGACUCUGGACAGGCUUCGAUGUUGGCCGAGCGCAUCACUCCUCGCCUUUCUCACACAAAUUCGGCAGUCGUACUUGGAUGUAUCCGCCUUAUCCUUUACCUCAUGAAUUACAUCGCAGACGAAAAGACUAUCACAGCUUUGAUGAACAAGCUUUCUCCUCCUCUGGUCACAUUACUCUCAAAGGGCCACGAGAUUCAAUAUUUGGCUUUGCGCAAUGCCCUUCUGAUUUUACAAAGAAGACCAGACAUUUUGAAGAACGACAUUCGUGUCUUCUUCUGCAAGUAUAACGACCCUAUUUACGUCAAAGUCACUAAACUGGAACUCAUCUUCAUGCUCGCAACUCAGGACAACAUUAAAGAAGUGUUGAACGAGCUGAGAGAAUACGCAACCGAAAUCGACAUUCACUUUGUGAGAAAAUCUGUUCGCGCUAUUGGAAAGCUGGCCAUCAAGAUUGAACCUGCGGCAAGACUUUGCAUCAACACACUGCUGGAGCUCGUUGCAACAAAGGUUUCCUACAUCGUCCAAGAGGCAACGGUGGUGAUUCGUAACAUCUUCCGCAAAUAUCCUAAUCAGUACGAAUCAAUCAUCAGCACAUUAUGCGAAAAUCUCGAUUCGUUGGACGAGCCAGAAGCAAAGGCUGCUAUGAUCUGGAUCAUUGGACAAUACGCCGACAGAAUUGACAACAGCGAUGUUCUCCUGGAUGACUUUUUGUACACAUUCGCAGACGAGCCGCAUGAGGUACAGUUGGCACUUUUGACGGCGACAGUCAAGUUGUUCAUUCAAAGGCCGAAGAAGGGACAAGAACUCGUGCCGAAGGUCUUGAAAUGGGCCACUGAGGAGACAGACAACCCCGAUCUUCGCGACAGAGGUUACAUGUACUGGCGUCUACUCUCCUCAGACCCAGUGGCGGCGAAACAAGUCGUCAUGGGAGAGAAGCCUCCCAUCACGGCAGAAACAGAAAAGCUGGAUCCAUUCACCCUGCAAGAGAUGUGCUUGGUGGUAGGCUCGCUCGCAACCAUCUACCUAAAGCCUAUCAAGUCGGUCUUCCGUUCCGCUCGCCCGCGUAUUGUACCAGAGACGGCCGUCGAUGCAGCAGAUGUGUAUUUCUCGACUAUUGGAAGCCAGCAGAUGGCAAACAUGGCACUGAACGAUGAUGGCUAUGCAUCGCCAGUCGGCGGAGAAGGGGCUCAGACCAUGUUCGUCGUGAACCAGAACCAACCACAGCAAGUCUAUCAGCCUACUGUGGGGAAUGGCAACGGAGAUCUUCUGAGCUUCUAG
This is a messenger RNA of Aureobasidium musti, 1980 nucleotides long. The record is from the annotation of a GenBank genome assembly. Lineage: Eukaryota; Fungi; Ascomycota; Dothideomycetes; Dothideales; Saccotheciaceae.